CUUUCAACAUCUUCCCCCACCACCGCUCAUAAUAAUGGAGGAUCCCAUAGGGAUAGUCAACAAAAAGGCAGAGCCUUCGGCCUCUGUUCUCAGCCAAGAUUCCGCUAUGGCUGCUUUUUCUCAGGAGCAAACCGUAAAUCAAUCUGAGGUCAACAUCUUCGUUGCAGCGCAGCGAGGAGACGUUGUUCUCAUCCGACAGCUAAUAGAAUCUGGACAAGCCAAAGCGACUGACCCCGACGAGCAGAACAUUACCCCUCUGCACUGGGCUGCAAUCAACGCUCAGGUUGCUACGUGUCGAUAUCUGCUUGAGCAGGGUGCAGAAGUUGACGCGCUCGGCGGUGACCUCGUCGCAACUCCUUUACAAUGGGCUGCCCGUAACGGGUACCUCUAUAUAAUUCAACUUCUCAUCGCUCAUGGUGCCGACCCGACGAUUACCGAUUCUCAAGGCUACAACUCGCUUCAUCUCGUUACUCAUUCUUCCAGCGUUAUGCCUUUGCUAUAUCUUCUGCAUCAGCCAGUUAAUGUCGAUUCUCGGGACACGCAAGGUCAUACGAGUCUCAUGUGGGCGGCAUAUCAAGGAGACGCACUCUCGGUAGACCUUCUACUCAAACACGGCGCUAGCCCUCUCACUCACGACGAUUCUGGAUUAACUCCACUACAUUGGGCGGUGGUGCGUGCAAACCGGGUUUGCAUAAGGCGCUUAGUGGAAGAAGGUGCAGAUCUGACGGCAAAAGAUGGGGAAAAUCGGACCGCAAGAGAUAUGGCGGUGGAAUUGAAGAGUCUUGGAGCUUGGAAGAGGGCACUUGAAGAGGGCGGAAUGAAUGAAUAUGGUGUCAAGAAAUCGAAACCCUUGAGUGAUCGCAAUACGAAGAUCGCGAUAUUUGUCAUGCCCACAUUAUUCUUCUAUCUCAUUUUUACGACCCUCACGAUUCUUCCUUGGUAUACUGGGAUACUGCUUGCUGCGGCUGAAUUCUUUGGCAUGCACCAUGUCGUUACGCGAGUUCUUCUUAAUAGUGCAACAUACACCGACAGCGUCAACAAUACCCCUUACUUUGCCGGCAUCAUAAUUGGUUCCAUAGCAUGGGUUCUGUUCUGCUGGUUCACCAGACUUCUACAAGCUACGCAAUCUCACCCGUUCACAAAUCUUACUUUUGCCAUCGUCACUGGGCUCUGCGUUUACAAUUUUUGCCGAGCCGUGAUGCUCGACCCGGGAACCUGCCCCAAACCCGCCAGUGAUGGAGAAUUGAAGAGCAUAAUCGAAGAUUUAGCAAGUGAAGGACGAUUGAACGGACAAACGUUCUGUAUACAAUGCAUGGCACGUAAACCGCUCCGUUCGAAACAUUGUCGAAUUUGUGAUAAAUGUGUAGCUCGCCAUGACCACCAUUGCCCGUGGGUAUGGAAUUGCGUGGGAGUCAACAACCACCGUCAAUUCGUUCUGUUCGUCAACAUGCUGGUUAUAGGUAUAGUGUUAUUCGAUUACCUGACAUGGCAAUAUUUCGCUGGUUUACCUAUCUUCACCGGAACCUCCACAACUCCUUCAACGCCUGGAGGUGACUCAACAUCAUCUUCCCCCUCUCCCACCGUCAAUCCCAACAUCUCACCUUCCUGCUUCCUACCAACGGAUCUCUGCCUCGUCACACAACAUGACACUUUCCUGGUGGUCGUCGCAUUAUGGGCUACCGUCCAGCUUUCGUGGACCAUCGUCCUCCUCGGCUCACAAUACUGGCAGGUCGUUAAGCAGAUGACAACAUUUGAAGUCGUCAAUCUUGGUCGUUAUGGGUUUAUGGGUGGUCGCGGAGGGUCAAGCAUGCAAGGCCAGAUGGGUCAUCAUCACGCUCAUGGUGGUGCCAGAGGUCACCUUAGCCGAGCCGAUUCUGAAGAUGCUGCACUCAUGGGAGGAGAUAGCACGCCUUCAACGCCAGGAGGAGGAAAACAUACCCACCGUAGUUUCUGUGGAGGUGGAGGAUUUUUGAUGAACCUUCUCGGAUUUGAUAGGUUCACGAAGGGGAAAGGCGUGAACCAACUGACGAGGGCAAGUACGGCUGCUAAUCCGUUUGAUAUGGGGAUGUGGGGGAAUUGCAAGGAUUUUUGGACGGCUGGAAAGGAGUUGGGUGUUGAGUACGAUAAGUUGUAUGAUGUGCCCAUGGAAGGGUUCGUGGAAGCGAAGAAAAGGAGGGAGAGGGAUGAGAUUGGGGAGUGGGAUGGGCAUUCUAGGAAGGCGAGUCGGAAGGGGAUGUUUAUGGGGCUUAAUAUGGGCGGGCUUAAUCUUCGGAUGCCUGGAAGUAGUAGAGGAGGGUAUGAACCGCUUUCACAAGUUUAAGUUCUUGGGCCAUAGCGGACGCUUAUUUAAUUUGUUGACCGACAU
Messenger RNA from Marasmius oreades (fairy-ring Marasmius), 2365 nucleotides. RefSeq lists its product as uncharacterized. Gene Ontology annotation, cellular component: Golgi membrane. The transcript is spliced from 9 exons. The record is from RefSeq and is a predicted model, not a curated record. Lineage: Eukaryota; Fungi; Basidiomycota; Agaricomycetes; Agaricales; Marasmiaceae. Gene Ontology annotation, biological process: protein palmitoylation. The coding region runs from base 35 to 2320 and encodes 761 amino acids. Gene Ontology annotation, molecular function: protein binding; palmitoyltransferase activity.